UUGACUAUAGUUGUUCCUCCAUUUCUCAUUUCUUAGGAAAGUGUUUGGACUACGUGAUAUGUAGUCCGAUUUUUAGUGUUUGGGUGUAACUGUUGUAUUUAUAAUGGACUGCGAAUAAAAAUCGGAGCAAAACAUUCGUCUUGGAGCGACUCGUCAGGCCAGAGGUACUAGUCAAGCCCUGCCGCGCUGAAGCUCAGGUCUGUCAACCGCAGCCAAAACAAACUGAACUCGGUUGGUGUUGAGGUUUGGCGACUUCGCUGAUUAGCAAACAUGGACAGCGAAGUGCAGCGAGACGGCAGAGUCCUUGACCUCACCGAUGAUGCGUGGCGAGAGGAUCGCCUUCCUUACGAGGAUGUUAAAAUCCCACUGAGUGAACUGCCAGAGGCUGAGCAGGACAACGGGGGAUCCACGGAGUCCGUUAAGGAACAGGAGAUGAAGUGGACGGACCUGGCGCUGCAGAGCCUUCAUAUUUAACACACACACACACACACACACACACACACACACACACACACACACACACACACACACACACACACACCACACAGCGAGAGAGGGACCAAACCUUCUUUGGGAGAGGGUGCAUACACACCACCUAUCCGGAGAAAGAGGAAAGAUGUGAGGAAAGAAAAUAGCUAUUGUAUCUGUGUGUAUAGAGAAACCGAGAGUGCUCUUGCUCCCCUAAAGAGAUCUGUAUUUGUCAAUGAUUAUGUAGUUUUUAAAAAUGCCCAAAUAAACAUUUGAAAGCA
Clupea harengus (Atlantic herring) is the source of this 749-nucleotide messenger RNA. RefSeq names its product anaphase promoting complex subunit 13 (gene anapc13). Gene Ontology annotation, cellular component: anaphase-promoting complex. Gene Ontology annotation, biological process: protein K11-linked ubiquitination. NCBI's taxonomy places the organism in Eukaryota, Metazoa, Chordata, Actinopteri, Clupeiformes, Clupeidae. The record is from RefSeq and is a predicted model, not a curated record.